This is a messenger RNA of Caenorhabditis angaria, 3861 nucleotides long. Lineage: Eukaryota; Metazoa; Nematoda; Chromadorea; Rhabditida; Rhabditidae. The record is from the annotation of a GenBank genome assembly.
AUGGCUAGAGACUAUAAUAGUUUACUCAGCUCGCGGGUAAGUUUGCCAAAGUGCUUGAGAACGGAUUUUUGAUCAUUUUUAUUUAUAUCCGGCCAGGGCAGAUGAUUUUUUUUCAAAAAAAAAAUUUUUUUUUUGAGAAUUUUGAUACACAAUUUUUGAGGAGAUAAUGUUUUCAGAAAAAAAAUAAAGUUGCUCAAAAAUUGUAUAUGAAAAAAACGUGGAUUUUUUUUUGAAAACUACGGUAACCUGUGUUUUUUUUGCAUUUUUCGCUUUUUUUAUCAAAAGAUUGAUCCUGAAUUUAGUUUGAAACACAACAAAUUUCUAGAUAAUUUUUUGCCACGAAAUUUUUUAAAACUAUCAAAAAUGCAUCUUCUAUUUGACCAACGAAUUAUGGCGCAAAAAAGGCUUAUAGCGAAAUUCUACCUCACUGGAGACUAAACAAAUAGAAAAUCCGAAAAACUUGAUUCCAACUGGCAUGUAUUCAGUUUUCAAUUUCGAAUUCAAUUCUCAUUUCAUUUCAGACACGCGAUCCAUCGCCGCAUCGUCGAGGAUCAUCGCAAGACGAAGGUGAGAUAGUUUUUCUACAGAAAAAAAAUCACAAAACUAUUUGUUUGUACCCUUUUAGAAAAUUGGCGAACUUCAAAUGUUUCAGGCAUGUCCUCUUCGAUUUCCUCGCAAUUCGCUGCAGCUGCCGCAGCGAAUUCGGCGCAUGGACAAGUCAGAUAUGCGGCGCAUAUUCCGCUGAAUAGAAAUGAUAGUACAACGAGUGGCCGGGUCAGCACAACAAGUAUGGAUUCUCAGCAAAGGUAGACUUAUUUUUUGCCUAAAACCUCGAAUAUCCCUUUCAAUUUGUCAAUUUUCAAUUUGCAGCGGUGCUCUGGACGUGGCUUCAAAGAACAUCGAUCAUGUGAUUGAUCAAGCUCGUCAUCGUCAUCAUCAACAUCGCAACAAAUUCAAAGAGGCCAUCGAUUAUCUGGAUCAGAUAUUUGAGGAUUUGAAGAAAGAGUGCGAUGUAAGUUGGAACUCAAUUAAAUUCAGAUUUCGGGAUAAUCAGAAAAGCUAAACCUCGGAUUUAUUUUAAGACAUAGAAAAAGAGAGAGAGAGAGAGAACUGCUCAAGAGAGGUUUUUCGAGUGAUAUUUUGACAGAAUUAGAAUUACGCAUGAGUCAGGCUUAGGCUAGCUAUCAAGUAUAUCACCCUCCAAAUUUCAAAAAUUCUAGGUCGAAGAGAAAAACAACAACACGAGCCCAAUAAAAUCACCAAAAACCCGUACAGUCCCAACUGUCAAACAAUCCGAAACAGCAGCUCCAAUCGUCCAAACUGCCACUACAACUGCUGCACCAAAAAAGUUAGUCACCACCACCACAAUACAGCAAACAGACAAAAACUAAACUAAAACACAUCCGGUUUUUUUGAUGGCCCCUCUCUCAACUUUACACCGUGUAUGUGUUCCAAAUAUCUUUUCGCUCUUUCUCAUUUUUCCGAAAAAAACUUUUUUAUUUUAGUUUGACCACUUUACUAUUUUUCCGAUUUUCCAGAAAAAUCGUUGUGAAACCCGUGGCGGUUCGAGCAAAACCCAAGGAACUCGUGAAAGUAAGUUUGUCUAGAUAGCAUUUUCUCAACUCGGAAAAAAAGAAAGAAAAGUGCAGUGAACUUGUCAACUGACCGAUAAAAUUACGAUUUUCUCUUUCUUACAGCAAAAUUCGUCGCCAGUCGAAGUUGUAAUCCCGGUUCGAAAAAUUUCGGCUGAGGCCUCAGAAGAGCCGAAUAUUGCUGAAACUAUUGUGCUGAAAAAGACUGAUAAAAUGGAUUUUACAAGACGGUGGUUGCAGGAUGAUUUGGGAUCAUUAGCGCAUUUGCCACCUGCCAAUAUUGCACCACAUAUUGUGAGUUUGCUUAUUGCGAAAGAGGGGAAGAGUGCUCAGUCCCGUGGAUAUUUUCUCCGAGAUCCGCAAGAAAUCAAAAAUUUUAAAAUUCAAAACUUCUAGAUGAAUCUUUCCAAAAAGAUUGUCAGUACGAAAGCUCUAUUGAAUUUCAAAAACAUGGUUGAUCAAAACCAAAAAGUUCUAUUUUUCAGUCCUACUACCAAGACUUUGAUGAGCACUCUCUUGGCAGUUGCAGCGCCGAAGUUGCUGCUUAUAACACCACCAAGGAUCGAAAAGCGGCUGCUCGAAAAACAUCGGACAAUCCGCGACCCUUCAGACCUCAACCAGUCUAUGGACUCUCUUCGGAUCCCCCAGCUCCAUCCAAAAGUAAUAACACUUUGCCACGUGUCACAUCAACUGAUGAGAUGAGAAGAUCUGGUUCGCAAGAUCCGUAUAGCAGUUUGACAUUGCGAUCAAUGAGAAGUGAGGGUGGAGAUCGGGAAAAUGUAUCGCCAUCUGCUUUUCAAAGUUUUAAUCGAGGUGGUGGGUCAAUGAGAUCUUCUUUGAGAUCUUUGCCAGAUCAUUCGCCAGUUCGACAACGUCUUCCGACGAAACCUGACCCUCUUCUCUCAAUAGAUCAAUUAGUCGCAGAACUUGAGCUCAACACCGAUCAUCAACCGUUCUCACAAAUUGAAAAGCGGCGAAGUUUCCCAACAAGUUUUGUAGCCAAGCCAGUUAUGAACGAGUAUGAGAGACCAAGGUAUCGAGUGAUGGAACCAAAGACUUCGCAGUCCUCGCAAAUUCAAAAAGCUGCCUACCGCCCAAAACCACAAUAUUCAUUAGAAGAAACGUCCAGACAUCCACAUCAAAAUUUGUACAAACAAAAUACUUUGGGUAAUAAUGCUUUUGAAACUAUAAAUCAAGAGAAAAUCAAUCCAAGCCGCGUUGAAGCGAUGCACAAUAUGUUUGAGAAAGGAACCGCUCCAACUGCUUGGAAAAAGAUGUCGCCACCGCAAGAAGCGCAGUACGCAACAUUGCACAGCUAUUCGCCACCAACUAUUAAUAAUAACAGCAAUUAUCCAAGUCAGAUGCAUCCGAUCUCGAAUAGCAGUAAUAACAAUUCGAAUGUUCGGUAUGCUGAAUAUACGCCUCAAGUACCUACAUCGCAACCACCACAAAGACCACCAGGUUCUGCGAAUUCAUCGCAAGGCGGGUAUUAUUCCUCGAACAGUUCUGGUGUUGGAUCAAAUUAUCCACAUGUUACCGUGAGUUUUUUUUGGGAAAGGGAUGCUUUCACCACCUAGGAAUCUACAUUUACAGUAUGUAAAUCGAGCUCCAGACUCCAUUUUGAGUUUUCAGACGCAUAUAUAUAACCUUCUUCUCUUGAAAAAUCGGAAAAUUUUUCAUUUUUCAGAAUCCGAACACAGCUCGCAGAAGUCUGGUGAUUGAUCAACAAUCAAUAUCGUCACGUGUUCCAUCGGUCGACGAAGAUGAUGAUGGAUUUUAUGACAAUAUUGGAAUUGUGAGUAACUCUUCUUUUUUAUCAAUAGUAAAAUCCUAGAGGAUUUUUUCUAUUCAUUGUAUAGCUCUUGGGAAAUGUUUUCACCCAUCAACAAAAUAUGUUUUACAGUACGAUGAUCGCCGUUUCUCGCGCGGUAGUGAACUCGAAGCCAGUUCCUCAUUCCGACUCCCACCCUCCUCUUCUUCCUCAACAAAUCCAUCCGGCACCAAACACCGGAUCGGUUCAUUUUUGCGUAAAAUCGGCCACGCCGCUACAUCAAAUCGACCUCCUGGAAGUGCAGCAAGUCUGUUAUCCCUCAAUAAAUUAUCGGGAAAUGAGACGGUCAUGAAACCCGUCGGUGGAUUAAUGAAAUCUAAUAGUUUGAGCACUGAACCGUGGAAAAAACAAGUUAUGCGCGAACAAACUCCAAAGGGUUUAGGUGCGCGACUCAAAAAUACGAUUUUUGGCGGAUCACGAAAACGUUUGGACUCCUAA